AUGGCUCCGAACGUCUCCGCCCUGGUCGGCUCUGCCCUCUACCACAGCGGGGGAGGCAAUGGUGGUCGCGGUGGUGAUCACCACAAAGGAGGUGGAUCUCAGUUUGGCGGCGGUGGUCCAAAUGGACGAAACAACUCUGGCUACAGCUCUCCGGGCGGAAAUAUGCGUGGGCUCGGAGGUGGUGGUGGCAGUGGCAGUGGCGGCAAAGGUAGCGGCGGUCAGUCGCCCUACUCGAAUCGCCAUUCUCAGCCUUAUCAGAAUUCUCGAAUGCCAUCAAACAACAGCAGCAGCAACAAUAACACGUCUUCCGUCUCGCCGCCGAUGGUUUCAAUUGGUGGUAAUGGUGCUUCCGGUGGUGGUGCUGGCGGCAGUGGUCAAAGCCCCAACGCCUCCGUCUCCAAUGGCUCCAGUGGCGGCAGUGGUAAUGGAGGUGGAGGAAUGGUGAUGGGCGGCGGCAUGGCCACCAACGGCAAUGGCAGCCUCACCCCGGAGGGCAAGUCGUCCCUUCUCUCGGACCACACUGACCGGUCGCUGGGAGGUGGUGGUGGUGGUGAUCGGGGUGGUGAUAUGAUGGGCGGUGGUGGUGGUCACGGAAUGGGCCACCACGGCGGACAUCACCACCACCACCACCACCACGGAGGGCACCGGCCGCCGGCGAUCAGCAAAACCAAUCUGUACAUUCGCGGCCUCACCCCGAACACCACCGACAAGGACUUGCACUCGCUCUGUUCUCCAUACGGAAACAUCAUCUCAACAAAGGCGAUCCUCGACAAGGAGACCAACAAGUGCAGAGGCUACGGCUUCGUCGACUUUGAGUCGCCCAACGCGGCGGAGCUGGCGGUGAAGAGCCUGAUUGGCCAGGGCGUCCAGGCGCAGAUGGCGAAGUGCAGCGAGGCCAGUCGCCACAAGUUUUCGUUGUCCAAGGGAGGCGGCGGCGGUGGCCUGGGCGGCGGUGGAGGCGGCUUGGGUGGAAAUGGAGGCGGCCUCGGCGGCGGAUCGAUUAAUGAACACGACCCCACCAAUCUCUACAUUGCCAAUCUGCCCAUUCACAUGACUGAACAGGACCUGGAGACGAUGCUCACCAUGUACGGGGCGGUGGUCUCCACGCGCAUCCUCAAGGACCCCAACGGGGCGCCGCGGGGCGUCGGCUUUGCUCGCAUGGAGAGCAAGGAAAAGUGCGACGCCAUCAUCAGCUUGCUGAACGGGAAGAUGCUGCCCGGCUGCAAGGACCACCUGCUGGUGAAGUUUGCCGACGGCGGCAACAAGAAGAAGCACUACAAGCAUAACGGAGACCGAGGAGGAUACCGAAAUGACGUUGAUCUGCAGAUGAACUUUGACUCGACCAAUCUGGCGACGAACGGCGUGCCCACGCAGCUGCUGCCCUCGCCGCUGGCCGCCUCUGCCGCGGCCUACCAGCGGGCGGCCGCCUAUUCGGUGGGCGCCGGCGGGGGCGGUCACCCGUACGGCCACCAGAACGCCCUGCAGGCGAAUCCGUGGCUGGCGGUGAAUCAGGCGCCGCCACCGCCGCACGGCUACCACAUGCUGCCGCCGCAGAUGAUGCCCUCGAAUAUGGAUCCGAAUGCAGCGGCCGCCGCCGCUCUGCAGUAUUCACCGCUGAUGCACCAGCUCACCGCACAAAUGUCACACCUUCAGCUCGGGGGCGUGUCCGGUGCAGGG
Molecule: messenger RNA, 1677 nt
Organism: Rhagoletis zephyria (snowberry fruit fly)
Lineage: Eukaryota; Metazoa; Arthropoda; Insecta; Diptera; Tephritidae
Source: RefSeq, a predicted model, not a curated record